UGGGCCUCAUUUGGACUGAGCAAUCUUUAAGUUAAUCCUUUAAUUGAUGGGAGGCCCAUCAAAAUCGCUCCUGUCCCGCAAGUUGACUGCUCUCUUCCUCUCCGUCUCCCAGAUCUGUAGUUUCGAUUAACUCUUUACUGAGCCCAGCCUCAGCGUGUUCUUUCCGUGCAAAAUUCAAGUUCUUCUUACUCGACUCCAAUCCACUUCUGAGUCUUUCUUGCCAGCCGACUGCCGACGCCGCUUCGUUCGGUCCAAAGUUUGACGACAAUCACACUUUCUACUGGUAGAAAAUUGGAAUGAGUAUGGGUCAAAUUGUCAUUUUGGAGAUGAUAAAGUUUGAGUCGGAACUUCUGAGUUGUACUUAUUGAGUGUUGAAGCAUGUCUUCUUGGUAGUGCAUAAAUGAAUUUCAUGGACGAGGAUGCUUCUUCGGGCUCUGGUGAUGAUGCACACUUGCUAGAUGGAAACAAGCAUCAGUCUGGGAUACCAUCAAAUUCAGGGCGUAGGAAGAGAAGUCGCAAGGCUACAGGUGAUGCUAUAGUGGAUGCUAUGCUAGAAAUAGCUGCCGCUUCAAAAAUGAGGGCGACCGCAAUCAUGAAGAACGAGGACCGGUUUUCUAUAAGCAAAUGCAUAAAGAUACAUCAGCUGAAAUGGAUGAUUUCGACUUAGAACUGGAUGAGAUGGAAUUAACUGCAGCAGCGGCUGGGUACCAUUAUUAUAGCAGUAUUACCAAGCAACCUUGUCAUAGUUUGUCACCAAGUAAAGGAUGUGGAUUUAUGACAGAGGUGCUAAAUGGUCAUGAUGUUGUGUUCCAGGAAAUGUUUCGGAUGGAUAAAAAUGUAUUUCACAAAUUGUGUGACAUUCUUCGGCGCAGAGGCAUGUUGCGUGAUACUGCUGGUGUUAUGAUAGAGGAGCAGCUUGGAAUAUUUUUGAAUAUUAUUGGCCAUAAUGAGCGGAAUAGAGUAAUACAAGAGCGGUUUCAUCACUCAGGUGAAACCAUCAGCCGUCAUUUCAACAAUGUGUUGAAGGCUGUCAAGUCGCUUUCACGUGAAUUUUUACAAACUCCAAGCCCCAGCACUCCUCCAGAAAUCCUUGGAAAUAACAGAUUUUAUCCUUAUUUCCAGGAUUGUAUCGGAGUCAUUGGUGGAAUGCACAUUCCUGCCCAGGUGCCAGCCAAAGAUCAAUCCCGCUUUCGUAAUAAGAAAGGUGUUCUUUCACAAAAUGUGUUGGCAGCUUGCACGUUUGAUCUUCAGUUUAUAUUCGUUUAUCCUGGUUGGGAAGGCUCUGCUGCAGGUUCACGUGUAUUGAGAGCAGUCCUUGACGAUCCACAUCAGAAUUUCCCACAUAUUCCUGAAGGGAAAUAUUUCCUUGUUGACACUGGAUAUGCAAAUAUGAAAGGAUUUAUUGCGCCAUUCCAAGGGGUCAGGUAUCAUGUCCAUGAGUAUAGAGGUGCUAAUCAGUUACCUAGAAAUGCAAGGGAGCUCUUUAACCACAGACACUCGUCUCUUAGUAAUGUCAUCCAGAGGUCUUUCCAUGUGUUGAAAACUAGGUUUCCUAUUCUCAAACUUGCUCCUCAGUAUGCUUUUCAUACUCAAAGAGAUAUAGUUAUAGCUGCUUGCGUUCUACAUAAUUACAUCCGACGUGAGUUGAAAAAUGAUUGGCUGUUUUCCAGCGUGGAAGGGUCAACAGUGGAUGACCUACCUGAUGUUGAUGAACAUCCUGAUAUUGGGUUGGUUUCUUCGGUACAAGAGCAGGUUGCGUUUUCAAUGAGAGAAUCAAUUUCAGCAGAAAUGUGGGAUCACUUUAUGAAUGGAUGGGAUCAGUGGUGACCACUUGUAAAUACUUUUAUUUUGUCGUAUUAUCAUUAUAAACUUUAUAUUUAUCAUUUUUAUCGUCAAGUUAUAAUUGUUACUAUCAUAAUUCUGAUGAUGAUUGUGCAAGGAACGGUGGUUACUACUGUGAGCAUUAGCAUGACCAGUCAAUAGGUGAUUGCAUUUACUGUGAAGAUCUUACAUCUUGAUGAUAAAUGUACUAAGGUUUUGGUUUU
Molecule: messenger RNA, 2045 nt
Organism: Rosa chinensis
Lineage: Eukaryota; Viridiplantae; Streptophyta; Magnoliopsida; Rosales; Rosaceae
Exons: 6
Coding region: 625-1827 (400 amino acids)
Source: RefSeq, a predicted model, not a curated record